CACUCAGUCAUGGCGGAGGGAGACCGCGUCUGUCCAACACUCCUCGUUUAAGACUUAUUUUACAGCUCACUCGCCUAAAGAUCUUCCGCAAGGCUUUGGAGCUAGAAAAAUUGUCACCAUGAAAUACUACGAAGGCUCAAGUACCCUGAAAUUCCCAUGGGAGCAAGUUGCUCGGGGCCUGUGGCAGCGAUACCCUAAUCCAGAGAGCUUGCAUGUGUUAUCAGAGGAUACAGUAGCGAGAAAAGUUGUUGAUAAUAAACUUCAUUCCAAACGUGUCUUAACCAAAACAAACCGCAUGCCCAAGUGGGGAGAACGUUUAAUAAAUACUCGAAAUGUCAGUGUCAUUGAAGAAUCAAUAGUGGAUCCAGAAAAGAGAGAGAUAUGUACUUAUACCAGGAAUGUUGGACUGACAAAGGUGAUGACCUGUGUCGAAAAAGUAGUUUACAAACCUAGCCCCGAGAAUUCGCAGUGGACUGUGGCUGAAAGAAAAGCUUGGAUUGACUCAAAAAUAUUUGGCUUAGGAUAUGCAAUUCAGAAAUUUGGACUGGAGCGCUACAAGAAGAACAUCCAGAAGACCAACUUGGGUUUCAGCUUUGCCUUGAAUAGAUUAUUCCCUGUCAUUGAUACUCCAGCAGAAAGCAGCCAUAUCCACCACCUUACGUUAGAAGAGAGAAAACAGAGGUUGAAAGAUGCGGCUCGAGAAACAGCAAAGAGGGCCAAGGAGUUAGCUCAGGAGAAGGCUGGGCCAAUUUAUGCUGCCUGCGAAGGUGUGCGGAGCUGAAAGUGAAAGUCUGUAGUCUGAAUCAUAAUAAAAGAGCUAUAUAUUUCAUGGAUUCCAUCAUGAAUAUGAAGGUUAUUUUAGAUAGGGAGCCACCGGUGCUACUACUUUGUGAUUUGGAGUUUCUGGUAUUGGAUGAUAGGAUUGAUUGUAUAGUUUCAUUAUGUUUCUAUUAUGUCAUUAAAAACUAUUGGAGACGUAUUAUGGUGCAUGAAGAUUGUUUUCAGUUUAUUAUUUUUUAAAUUAUUUUUUCUAUUCUCAUUUUCAUUAGCCUGUCAUUUAUAAAAAAACUUUGUUCCAAAGAUUGGAUAUACAAGAGAUAUUCAGUUAUUUCACUUUACAACUUCAGUAGUAAAGUGUUCCCAAAAGUAAAGUGUAUUUUCUUUACAAAGCUAAAUAAUGUCAGUAAAUCUAAAUCGUGCUGUUUUUUUUAUAUAUAUAUAUACUGUGUACUGACUUGGUGAAAAUGAAUUGGUGUGUAAGUAGUUGGUGAUUUCUGGAAAAUUUGAACAGAUAAAAUUUAGGGAAAUUCUUUUGAUUUGGAAAUUAUGCCCACUAGGAACCUGUCACUAACAAUUUUUGAAGUCUUGCUAGUUCCUAUGACAGUGUAUAUGUUGGGUAACAAGGUAGCAUGUGAAAAGAAAGAAGCCUACAGAUGACCUGAAUAAUAUAAUUGCUUCUGUACAGUGUAUAUCAUAGUUUCCAGGGAUACUGAUGAAUCUGCAUUAUCAUUCCCAUUGAACAUCAAAUGAAUCAUGUAAUGUCCUUGUAUAUAUUCAUAUAAAACUUUCCACAAGUCUUGCAUUCAUAGGUGUCUAUUCCUUGGAAAGGGCCAAGCACUUGGAUAGUUGGUAAUAUUCCGUCCGGAGGAAUGUGGGACUUCAAAGCUUGUUUGUCCUCGUGGGAAAUGUGUACUGAUGAGAAGUGGUGAAAAGUUAUAUUUUCAUUCAUUCCAUGCAUGUUCCUUUCAGCUAUUGGUUUAUUCUCAUUCAUAUUCAAGGUUUUGAAAUAACAUUCUCACUCCUUCGCAGAUUAUGAAUAGGUCCAUAUCACUUACUGGAAGCUCUUACAGUUCAGUUCUGUUUUGUGCUGUAAGUCUGUGUGAACCUUUUUAUCUAUGUUGACAUGUGAAUGAAGUCACUGACCAAGGGAAUAUAUAUAGUGAUAACCAGUUCUAUAUUCUUUGCUUCAAGAGGAUACAGUCUUUGCAUAGGAUGAUUUUUAAAUCCUUCAGGCAAGGGAGAAGACAGGAUCAGCCAUACAGGCAACACACUAACCUGAGUGAGAUGAGUAUGGAAUACUACUCUUUCUCACACAAUACAUCAUUCCGAAUAUUGAUACAAAGGAAGGGUGUAGGAAACCUUAUCUUUGAGUUGUCUUUGUUCAGAUUGAUCUUCACAUUUUUUUUGUGGGUGAAUUGAACACCAUCUUGUGUAGGUCUUUGUUAUAUUUUACAAAUUUUAGUUGUUGGAUGAUUAGUAAUUUUUUUUUUUGUAAUAUAGAGUUUGUGUUCUUGGUAAUUUCUUCUUUGUUGUUUCUUGUUUGAGAAAAAAAAAAUUAGUUGUACAUUAUCAGUCAUCUAAAAAAAACAAAAAACAUCGAGAUAGGAGAUCAGUAUAACAUUUUCAAAUAGUAAUAAAAUUAGUUAUAUUACCCCUGAUAAGAACAUAAAAUAUUGAGGAAAAUUGAACUAAUUUUUUUUUUGACACAUCCUUAACCCAACCACCACAGAUUUAUGUUCUGUCCCCUGUAGUUUCUUGUGAAUUUUCUUACAUGCAGAUGGCUCCACAUGUGCUCAGCUGGCAGGGGGUUUAUCAGUAGGCCCUAAUGACCAAUCCUGAUUUCCCCAUCCCUUGAAUUGGCAGGAAAAUGUAUUUUUCUUUUUAAUGCAAUUCAUAUUAAUACUGUUGUUAUUGUUAUUGAUGUUAUGAUUACUUUAAUGUUACCAAGAUUUUAAUAACAAUUAAGACGAUGAAAUCAUACAAAAAGUCAAGGAAAAGGGUAAACAGGUGAGAUAGGUAGGACUAAUAACUGACAUCUUGGUGAUCAAGCACUUGUAGAGCCAUCUGUGUGUAAAUACAAUAAAUCAACUUGUAUUACAGUGGGCAAGGCAUAUAUUCUUGCCAUCCAUGCCUAUUGGGUGAACAAAACCCUUUACUGUACAUUUUUACCUCUUGUGAUUGAAGAUUUUGUACACAAUGUAUGAAGAAGUAAUAUCCAAGCACUGAUAUUAUAUUUCAGUUUGUUACAGGAAUAUCUCUCCAUCAAUGCAAUAUAAAGAUUCAUUCCAAGGUGUUUAGAAGUCCAAUAUAUGUUUACAGAUGAAGGAUGUUGUGAAUGCUCAAUGAUUCUUGAUUUGAUAAUGAUGGGAAGUAUGAAGUGUUUUCCAGUUCACUUGCUCUAAUCAUUAAAAUGUGCACAUAAUUUUCAAGUGGACAGGUGUUUUGAUAGUAAGCAGUAUAUUCUGCAUGAAAUACCCAGUAAAGGAAAAAAAGAAAAGGAAAGCAAAGGGCACCAGUAGUAUGUUUAAAAUUAUUUAAAAAAAUAAAAUCUUGAAUCUGUAUUUUGUGUGGCAGCAUAACUCUUUUGUUAAAAUUAGGGAAGAUGUAGUCAUAAAACAGUGAAAGUGAUAGUUGUUAUUUUUUAUGCUUUAUAGAUUCCUUUUAGUUUGUAGAAGAGAGUUCUGUAAAGAUUUGAAUUUGCACCUAAUCAUAAAUGUUAAUGAGAGGAUUUAGCAUAGUAGUGCUAAAUUGUUUAGCCAAAGUAGUAGAAGUGCAGAUUGCUUUGCUUAAGAUAACCCCAUGAUGCUUUUCUUUUUUAAAAUUAUCUUUGAAGAUCAAGCAACAGGAAUGAAUAAGAAUAGAAAUGUGUAAAGCUAAAAAUCUGCAUAACUUAACAUAACCUAAAUUGUUUUGAUAAAACCUUUUCUUUUAGCACUGCUCCAGCCUUGUAUCUUUUUUUUAGAUACUAUUCUUUAUUAUUUCUGACCAUAAAUAUGUGCAUUAUAUCCAUGAAGUGUUUUUCAGAGGAUAUAAUCAGUUUUAGGAUAGGUCACAUGUAUAUUUUUAUCCAGCUGUUAGGCUUUGUGCUAAGUUCUUUAUUCAUUGCCACUUUCUUGAAGGGCGUCUUUUUAACAGUUAAAUUUGUGUUGAUUAUGUUAUUAGACAUAUUUGUUUGGUACAUAAAUGGUUUAGAGAUUUAAAGAUGAUUGUACUGAACUUGUACUGAAGUUGAUGAUCUAGCCAUAACCAAUACCUUUGUAGCAACUUAGGGUACUUGGUGUAGAAAUUGUCAUCUCAUGUGAACAUUACACUCGCAUCUAUAGUUGUAGAAAUUUCUAUAGACUAAGUGAGUGGCCACGUUCUUAUGAUAAUUUGUGAUCAGUAUAACAAGCAGGAGGGUAGUGGAAUAGUAUCAAUAAAGAAAAUUGAGAGAAAUUCUAACAAA
Messenger RNA from Penaeus indicus, 4225 nucleotides. It is a transcript of the gene prel, whose product is annotated as PRELI domain-containing protein 1, mitochondrial-like. Gene Ontology annotation, molecular function: phosphatidic acid transfer activity. Gene Ontology annotation, cellular component: mitochondrial intermembrane space. Bases 119 to 781 code for a protein of 220 amino acids. The record is from RefSeq and is a predicted model, not a curated record. NCBI's taxonomy places the organism in Eukaryota, Metazoa, Arthropoda, Malacostraca, Decapoda, Penaeidae. Gene Ontology annotation, biological process: phospholipid transport. The transcript has 6 exons.